Messenger RNA from Trypanosoma cruzi, 2235 nucleotides. RefSeq lists its product as uncharacterized. The transcript has a single exon. NCBI's taxonomy places the organism in Eukaryota, Euglenozoa, Kinetoplastea, Trypanosomatida, Trypanosomatidae. The record is from RefSeq and is a predicted model, not a curated record. The coding region runs from base 1 to 2235 and encodes 744 amino acids.
AUGCGCUCCAAUGGUGCCGGGCACUUGGGGAAUGACACUUUUAUGGCUGUUAUACGUGACGACACAGACAAUAUGUUCCUUGUGACAAAAAAGUUGGUGGAGGAGCCCGUCACGUUGUACCCGUUGCCGCGUCGGGUGCGCUUUAAUCCACGUAGUGACAUCGCUUCUAUGGAUGCUGAAAUGUCAUCGGAGGCACCUCCGUUCACGAGGAUGAAGGAACGAGACGCGGCGACACCGCAUUCUCAGUUGGACAGCCCACAAGAAGAGGUGCGGUGCAGUUUUCAUACCUCCGCUGACGGAAAGCUGGUGGCUUUAAUAAGCACAGGUCGGCUGAAUCAUUAUCUGAUCGAUGUGCUGAGCGCCCGUGUCUGUGAGUUUAAGACAACGGCUGUUGUGACUGGCGUGGCGUGGCAUCCAACCAGCCCCAGGCGUCUUAUGCUCCUCUUGGCGACAGGAACGCUCCUCCUUCUUUUUGCCGGCACCACAGUCUUGGGGGUUGUUUUUCAAGACCAGCAGAAAGUUCAUCUCAGUGAGGUCGUUCUGGACUAUAAGUAUUAUAUCUUCAACGGCGACAACGUCGCCCCAACGGAUCAACUGGAGGAUCUGCGCGGCCGCAAGCGUGAGUCGCAGAUGUCAAAAACAACUCCCAAGGCAGUUGAGCACAAAGCCGCGGCGUUGAUUAAGAACCGCGAGGCAUCACCACCAGCAGCGACCCGAAGUAAUUCCUCAUCUUCAUCAUCAGAAUCUGCUGCCCAGGGAAGCAAAAUCUCCUUUGAAGAUAACAACGGGGAGGAACAGAAGGGAGAGCAAUGGAAAGAAGAGGAUAAUAUUCGGGGGAAAGACGUCAUUACGGAUAAUGAGACAGUGACAGAAACGCCAGCAGAUGCGGCUUUGGCGAUGGAAGGGGACAAAGAUCGAAACUCGUUGAUUGGAAUGUGCGUUGUUCCCCCGUCACUUAGUCUCCCCGUGAUGCUGUUGGUGCUCAACCGCGGUGGGGACGUCUUUUCCAUAAAAAUUGACGAAAGGGGCGUGCCGACGGCAUUGGUCAAGGAAUUCGAUGGUUGUGUCGAAACCCUUGUAGGCGGAGGUGAAGAACACCAGCAACAUCGCGAGACCGCUUCUUCCCCGUGUGUGCGUUACUUGCUGCGUGGCGGCAUCUCUGGUGUUGGAUACGCGGAGGAUCCUCUUGCCAUUGGCACAACGCUGCUGGACGAAGAUGUGGGUCGUCACGUGGUGUUUGUCAUUUACAGCAGUGGUGUACUCCGCGGUGGAUGGUUCAGUGAGCCGGAUCUUCUUUGCCGCGAUCUCAUGCGGCGGCAGAUGGACUUCGCAAUACGCCUCGAUGCCGCAUUUUCGCCCUCUUUAUCGCUGCCGUGUUUUCCAUCCGUAGCGCACUUCGUUGGCGUGCACUCAUGCAGAAAUGCAACUCUUAUCCGCUACAAUGAAAGCGCAUACCUGUGUGUGUGGCCAACGUGGUCGCGCAAGGCCGCAGGUUGGGUGUACCGCGAGGAGGAUCAAGAGGGCUGUUUGCGGGUGCCGGUGGCCAGCCAAAGCGCCGUCAUGCCGGAGCCUGUUGUUCUUCGACUCCCGUAUAAUGUUAACGGGAAAAGCGUCGCAGUUGGUGCCAACGACAUUCUCAUUUUUCCGGAAACCACCGCUGCCGUUCCUUUGGAGGGAAAUGCGUGCCCACGUUUGAAGGCGGUUAUUGCAAAGAUAGCCAACCUACUGCUGGCAGCGAUUUAUGCCAGAAGCGAAAAGUAUAAUUUGACGUUUGACACAGUCACAACUGCGACCCAUGAGAAGAAGAAUAAAAAAAAGCAGAGCCCGGAGCGUGAGUGCUUGGAGCGGCUCUUGGAACUUACUGCGGAAAGUUAUAGGCGCUGGUUGUGCGGCUAUCCACAUGAGGCCAAAGACAGUAUCAAUGUUGAAUUGGCCAAAGGAGUGCAAGCCGCCCAUGGUGAUUUCUUGGCCCGCCAGAAUGCGUUAGAGAAGCGGGAAGAAGAACUUACCACACGUGUACAGAGGCUAUUGCAAAAACAGAAAGAGUUGUCGAAAGGCAUUGUUCACUCGCAGGGCAUCAUUCGGGAUGCGGUGUUGCAUCGAUUUGGGGUGGACGCCCUUUAUGGAGCCAACGAUGCUCUGGGGAAGACCCAUAAGCUCUUAAACGAGCUGGAAUCGCUUGCCGCCGUUCGAGGCAAGGAGAAACGGAAGGCGGAAACGUCUUUAUUGGUGUAG